UGUUCUACUGUUUUUAACCCUUUACCUAAACUGUUUAUACCUUUGUUAUGAUGGUACAGUAUGUUAUGUUUGUUCUACUGUUUUUAACCCUUUACCUAAACUGUUAGUAACUUUGUUAUGAUGGUACAGUAUGUUAUGUUUGUUUUACUGUUUUUAACCCUUUACCAAAACUGUUAGUUACUGUGUUAUGAUGGUACAGUAUGUUAUGUUUGUUUUACUGUUUUUAACCCUUUACCAAAACUGUUAGUUACUGUUUUAUGAUGGUACAGUGUGUUAUGUUUGUUUUACUGUUUCAACCCUUUACCUAAACUGUUAGUAACUUUGUUAUGAUGGUACAGUAUGUUAUGUUUGUUUUACUGUUUCAACCCUUUACCUAAACUGUUAGUAACUUUGUUAUGAUGGUACAGUAUGUUAUGUUUGUUUUACUGUUUCAACCCUUUACCAAAACUGUUUAUACCUUUGUUAUGAUGGUGCUUCUUUUAAAAGAGGACAUGCUCAUAAUCAAAAGAAUAUCUUGGAAGCAUUCAGGAAUAUACCAGUGCUUUGCUACUAAUCAACUGGACACAACAUGGGCUUCUUGUGUUGUGACCGUGACAGAAAGGAAUGGCACCACAUUGCACCAUGACUUGUUAUAUGAUGUUGACACCACUGAAGGCAAUCUUCCAGGUCUUGAUGAAGAUGAUGGUAGUGAAGCUUUGGAAAAAAACUAUGCUAUGCUAGUUCCGCCGAGCAGACCAGAUCUGACUCCUCUGUCAGACGAUUCAGUAAUGGUACGAUGGACUGUACAUCAUAAUGACGGGCUUCCCAUCCUCUUUUUUAAAGUCCAGUACAAAAUCUCUGGAGGUCACUGGAUGACAAUUGAUGAAGACAUAGCACCUCACAUCCACUCGUAUGCUGUAACAGAACUUGAGCCAGGUACCUCGUACAGGUUCAGGAUAGCAGCAGUUUAUUCAAAUUACGACAAUAAUCAUGGACCAAGUUCUUCAUACAUGCUUUCUAAGGACCCCCCUAUGAAGAAACCUGUUAUCGGUCCCAUCAUAUUACUCGCUAAGACAGAAAGUCCGUCGGCCAUUACAAUACAGUGGGUG
This is a messenger RNA of Limulus polyphemus (Atlantic horseshoe crab), 1088 nucleotides long. Its product is annotated as interference hedgehog-like. The transcript is spliced from 4 exons. The record is from RefSeq and is a predicted model, not a curated record. The annotation marks the transcript as partial. Gene Ontology annotation, cellular component: axon; plasma membrane. NCBI's taxonomy places the organism in Eukaryota, Metazoa, Arthropoda, Merostomata, Xiphosura, Limulidae. Gene Ontology annotation, molecular function: protein binding. Gene Ontology annotation, biological process: axon guidance; cell-cell adhesion; nervous system development.